This is a messenger RNA of Acaulospora colombiana, 996 nucleotides long. The record is from the annotation of a GenBank genome assembly. Lineage: Eukaryota; Fungi; Glomeromycota; Glomeromycetes; Diversisporales; Acaulosporaceae.
AUUUUGCACCAAAUACAACAAAGUGCGGUUACGGCAAACCGAAAUCUCAACCUGACAAAGGCGCAGAUCGCGUCUAAAGAGCGUGAGCGACGGAUCCUGCAACUCACCAUCAAAGAAGUUUCGUCCUUGGAAUCAGACGUGAACGUAUACCGUGGUGUGGGCAAGAUGUUUUUGCAUAUACCGAAACCUGAGAUGGAAAAGGAUUUGAAGAAGCAGGAAAAAGACCUUUCAGAUGACCUAGACAGUCUGGCAAAGAAGAUGGAACGCGACUUACAGAGCAAGUAUUUGGAAAAGGAGUUUAAUGAGGCGCAGGGACAGCUACGUGAUAUUGUGAUUCCAAGGCUCCACACGUCGCUAGUCGAGGAGCUGCCUAGUUACAUAGGUCAUCACAAUCCUCUCUCUCACACACACUACUCUGUCGAGUCUCGAAUUGAGUAUCGCCUAAGUACAAUACAGCACACGAUCAACAAACGGUCAAAGGGAUGGAGGAUGGAACGGGAUUCCGCGAUCCGUAUUGGUGGCAAAGCUGCGGCGCUUGACCCAAUUACAAGGCGCAUAUUGGAAAUGUUGGCUAGCGCACCCAAGCGAUCGUUUAGCAUGUACCCACAGAGAAGAACUCGACAAACGCCGCAGUUUUCCAAAGGACCUAUGGACAAGAUGAGUGUGCGCGUGAUGAUAGGAGGAAGUCAUACACCCUUAAGCGAACAAGAAACUCCAAUACUGGUCCGUACCUGGAUCGGCUGGUCGCCGGCAAAUCGCAAACAGACCUUUAGGAUCGCUGAUUUAUUUGCCCGGGCGAAUCAGAGGACUGACCAGGAUCUGACUUUCGAUUUGUCGGAUUCUCUGGUGCCUCGAGCCAAUCAGAGCAUGAGGUUGAUAGGCGAGAGAGGGAGGCAAAGUCCGAAUAACGAGUUUGGCUUUAUUGCCUAUACGCUGUGGGGUGUUAUCAAAGAUAUCGAAGAUACGGCAUAUGGAGGUCACUGCGAUUUCAUUUAG